Moneuplotes crassus is the source of this 415-nucleotide messenger RNA. Lineage: Eukaryota; Ciliophora; Spirotrichea; Euplotida; Euplotidae. The record is from the annotation of a GenBank genome assembly.
AAUGGAUUCCAAGCAGUGCAAGAAAUGCAGUAAAAUAUUCAAGAGCUUCCAUAUGCUCGAGAAACACUUAGUAGAUGAACAUUGCGUAACCCCAAAGUACGUAUGCGAUAUAUGAUUUGCACCCUUCUUCAGACAUACCGCCUUCUACCAACACAAAUGGCGCCACACCCACAGCCCCCACCACUCACCCAAACCCCCUACCAAUCCACCCCUCUCCACUUCCACUCCUCCACUCUACAUCCCUUCCUUUCCUUGCUGACCCCCAAAACCCUCCUCUCGGCCAAGACUAAAACCCCACAGACCAGCCACUCCUCAGCCACUCUCUUCUUCAUUAGAAACCUACCUGUGGCUGUCUGGACCUGAAUACUGACUUAAUAAGGUUUAUAUGGAAAUGCUGGAGUGAGUUAAAGAGUAA